Messenger RNA from Porites evermanni, 1749 nucleotides. NCBI's taxonomy places the organism in Eukaryota, Metazoa, Cnidaria, Anthozoa, Scleractinia, Poritidae. The record is from the annotation of a GenBank genome assembly.
AUGAUUAAACCACACAAAGCAAACAAUUUCACCUGCCCAGAAGGAAGACUCACCUUCAACAAUGGUCUCAUUCGCGUAGAUCCGACCUUUUAUGAGUACAAAUACUGCGUCUGCGAUGAAGGUUUCUACGGAGAAAAAGGUUUGUGCAAACAGUGCAUGAAGGAUGGGACAUGUCACAGACUUGCACCCGGUUCGGUAGAAGAUCUUCGUCCCAGCAUCAUGAACAUAAGCAGCGGUUACUGGCCAUCCCCUGUUCCUGCUAACGCUACCCAUCUUGUCAAAUGUCCUGUUAAAUCUGCCUGCAAUCCAACAGGUUCAUGUAGCUGUAGACUAGUCACAUCGCCAAAAGAUACUCGUGCGCCCUUCCAGAGACUUGCAAUGUCAUCUCUGACCACAACAUGCGACAUUUCUUGUAUCUGUAAUCUAGGAAACACGGACAGAUUUUGCUCUCGGUGUAAAUAUGGGUUCUAUAAACUAAGCGGACUAUGCUUUCAAUGUAGAAACGGCGAUUCAUUUUACUAUUAUUUGUUUAUCCCUAUGUUUGCCGCAUCCUUCCUUGUUUUAAUCUGGUCGUAUUUUUAUUAUAAUGUGCGUCCAGCGAAAUGGUUUGCUGUGGCUGCUGUUCAUUUCCUUUUGAUGUUAAUUAUGACGCUUUUAGAAUUCCUACCAGCAUGGUUUUUCAAAUUAAACCUGGUUGUUUUCGUGCUGUGUAUGACUAGUAGAGGGAAGACUGCUCGUUCUCUUAUCAGCAUCGCGGUGUUUUACAUCCAGACGAUGGACUUCAUGGUAUCAAGCGUCAAUGUUUGGCCUAAGAAAGUGAUUGCAGCUCAAAGCUACUUGAGCAGCUACUGGAACUUAUAUUUUCCCGCUCUUUCUUGUGAUUUGCCUUCUCUUUUUACCCCUGUUGGUAAGUUUGUGUUUCUUCUUCUUCUACCGGUGGUGUGCCUGUCUACCGUGGGUGCGUACUUUAUCAUCAUGCUGACUAUGCAGAGGUUUCGCCCAAACACAAGGCGUAUGGAACAGGUUCACUUCAAAUGCCGCCAAACCGCCUUCUUCUGCCUAAGCUUCAGCUACUUUCCCAUUGUAAAACAAACGCUCUCCAUUCUACGUCCAUGUCACAAGGACCUAAAUGUGCUCUACAUGCCAUCUUCUCCUUGGAUAGAGUGCACAUCUGACACAUACCUCAAGUUAACAACACUAGGAAUUUUCUCCAUUGUGGUCUACGUAAUUGGAUUUCCCUUGAUGGUCAUCUCCUUGAUGUUGCUCUUUUUCCCCAAGAGAAGCUCUAUGAGUCCUGAAGAUCGAAAGAAACUUGAUGUAUGGCUUGGACCGAUCUACUUACCCUACAAACCUAAGUACCAGGCGUUCUUCGAAGUUGUCAUGCUCUUACGUCGCCUGAUUCUGGCCAUCGCUCUGUCCAUGAUUCCAUCGUCAUCUACUUUGCAAACCUUUGUAGUGUGGCUUGUACUUAUGGUUUCAGCGAUUAUUCAUCUUAUUUUAAGGCCAUACGACACGCAACCGGGUAGGAGAGAAGGAGAAACCGACUGUCAACACGAAAGACUAAAGCUCAAAGGCAUUUUCAGUGAGAAUGUCUUUGAGCCUCUUGUGUUGUUCGUCUUAUCGAUGUCAUUCAUGGUAUUACGAUUUUCAACUCUGGAUGUCAACGACACUAACUUUUUUGUUUGGUUUGUGAUGGUCGUCAACACCUGUGUCCUGAUCGGUUUGUUAGGUGGCAUCUUAUAUCGUCUC